ACAAAAUGACAUAUAAUCGUUAUUAUUAACCUCACUGCAAAUAGUUUGACUAUUGGUGCUUUUACACCGGAAUGCCGAAAAUGUAUUUUUUUUUAUUAAAUGAGGGCAUUAGCGGCGGCGGAACAUGAAAGCGAAUGCCGGGGGCUGUGUAUGCAUCCACCUGUGGUUAGGCAGGGGGCUCCCCGUGACCCAGCAGGGCUGCGUGCAGGUGGAGCGGCUGUAGGGGGUGUUAAUAAUUACCGAAUGUACGGGAAUUCAGUAGAGAAAGCGAUCAGACGGGCAGACCCCCCCGAGCCCCCUCGGUAGAUGCGUGUGAUCGGCCGGCAGACAGGCCCCGGCUCCGCUGGCGCUCCCAGUCCUGGCUUUGCAGGCAGCCGCGUGUGAGUCUCAGGAGCUGGCCUCUUGUUUACAGCAUUAACGUCACGGAGAGAGCGGAGCCUCACAAUGAGCGAGCUCAAGCAGCCAGCAGCCGCCGGGGUCACCGCAGACACUCACUGAGCACCGGGACACCUCCCGCUGGGGAAACACGAGGCCGGCCCGACCGCUCUGUGUCCGGCUCUGACCUUCAGGGGCCCCGGAGAGGCGAAGCGAGGCGGACGCGCGGGUUUGUUGAGGGGGGUUAUCCGCUUCUCCAUUCAUUGGUCCCGCAGCGGCCUCCUGCGGUCUGGGCUCCGGCUCGGAGACAGAGAGGGGGAGGUUUGGAGGCCGGCUGGGAGAUGGAGGCUGAGGAGGCAGAGCUGCGGGUUUCGGGCACCUCCUGCCAGCUCCUCGUGUGUCGGGUGUACGAGCGGCGGGGCUGACACCCGCUUCCUGCCGAGCUACACGCGUAACCCCGGGGACUGGGGGCAGCAACACGGGGGCAACUACUUACCCUGUAACCCACGAGACGUACCCCGGGAGACGGAUACCGAGCGGCCCCUCUACUGCCGAGCACAUCCAGACCUACAAGACCGGGGCAAUCACACAAAGAACGGCCCCCGAGGGAUUAAGCCGGAGCCGGUACCGGGGGCCCCGCGAGCCAACGGAUUGUCUAUUAUUUUUUUUGGGAGGUUCUAGUUCCCCAAGAGGGGGGUAUCCUGAGCGAUAAGCGGCCCAUGUGACACCCACAACCACCCCCUGUCACAUUACAUUGUGUCACUGUGGGGAAGACUGCAGACGGGGAGGAUCUCGCAGCCCCUGCACCCACCGACCUGCCAUUACACCGGGGGGCAUUUCACAACAACAACUGCCCCGUCCAGCGCGCAGCACGGGAUCCGCGGCAAGGUCACACUUUAUGGUCCAUCCAUCCAUAUAGGCUCCAGAGUGUGACCCAACCGCCAUCUUUAUUUCGGGCUCCAGGAAUUUACCGACACUGUGGCUGCGUGGAUGUGAAUGCCCCGGGAUAGCUGGAGUGGAAUUUACACGCGAGGUUUUAUCCCAGGAUCCGUGGAGAUGAAGGUCGGUUCGGGCUGGGGUUCUACUCCGGCCUGGCUGUCGGGGGCUCUGCUGGUUCUGCUGUGCCCGUGUCUUUGCGUGGAAUUACUGGGUGGAAGAGUGUGUGGUCCCAGCAUGGACAUUCGGAAUGACGUUCGUGAGCUUAAACAACUAGAAGACUGCGUUGUGAUUGAAGGUUAUUUGCACAUCCUGCUCAUCUCCAAUGCCAAGGCUGAAGAUUUCCGCAACAUACGAUUUCCCAAGCUAAAAGUUAUCACUGACCAUCUCCUACUUUUCCGGGUGUCUGGCCUGGAGAGCCUCAGUGACCUCUUUCCCAACCUCACAGUCAUCCGUGGAAGACUUCUGUUUUACAACUAUGCCCUGGUCAUCUUUGAGAUGACUGACUUGAAGGAGAUUGGGCUGCAUAACCUGAUGAAUAUCACUCGUGGUGCUAUACGUAUCGAGAAGAACUCUGACAUGUGUUACCUUUUUACAGUGGAUUGGUCUCUUGUCCUGGAUGCUGUCUACAACAACUAUAUCGUUGGGAAUAAGCCAACAAAGGAGUGUGGGGAUAUUUGCCCAGGAACUAUGGAGGGCAAGCCAAGUUGCCCAAAGACAACCAUUAAUAACGACUAUAACUAUCGCUGCUGGUCGGCUGAUCACUGCCAGAAAGUGUGCCCGAACACGUGUGGUAAGAGAGCGUGCUCAGACCGCGGUGAGUGCUGCCACCCGGAGUGCCUGGGCAGCUGCACCGCUUCCGACAACGAUACGGCUUGUGUAGCUUGUCGCCAUUACUUCUACGAGGGCCGUUGCGUGCAGAGCUGUCCACCCAACACCUACAGGUUUUAUGGCUGGCGUUGCAUCACUCUGGAGGUUUGCAGCAAUGUGCAUAACCUGGUCAGUGGGUCAAACCGGUUCAUCAUCCACAAUGGGGAGUGCGUGGAAGAGUGUCCGUCAGGAUACAUGCUCAAUGGAAGCCAGAGCAUGUUCUGCAGUCCCUGCGAGGGUCCCUGUCCCAAAAUCUGUGAGCAGGAAAAAACUAUAGACUCCGUCAAUUCAGCCGAGAUGCUGGAGGGAUGCACAGUACUGAAGGGGAAUCUGCUUAUUAACAUCCGCAAGGGCCAGAACAUUGCUUCGGAGCUGGAGAAUUUCAUGGGUCGGAUAGAGACUGUCACAGGAUAUGUGAAGAUCCGACAUUCUCACGCACUGGUGUCCCUGUCCUUCCUGAAAAGCCUGCGCUACAUCCUGGGAGAGGAACAGCUGGAAGGGAAUUAUUCAUUUUACGUCUUUGAUAAUAAUAACUUACAACAGCUGUGGGACUGGAACAGGCACAACCUCACCAUCAAGAGCGGCAAAAUGUUUUUUUCUUUUAACCCCAAGCUCUGUGCGUCCGAGAUUUUGACCAUGGAAGAAAAGACAGGAACCAAGGGGAGACAGAGUGAAGCAGACAAAAGUCCCCGAACCAAUGGAGACAGGGCGUCAUGUGCAAGUCACGAAUUGAAUUUCAUCUCCAACACCACAUCAAAAAACCGUAUAAUGUUGACGUGGGAGCGAUACCGGCCUCCAGAUUACAGGGAUCUAAUUAGCUUUACCGUUUACUACAAAGAAGCUCCAUUCGCUAAUGUGACGGAGUACGAUGGGCAGGACGCCUGUGGCUCCAACAGCUGGAACAUGGUGGAUGUUGACCUUCCAACCAGCAAGGAUAAGAACCCAGGAAUCCUCCUGCAGGUACUGAAGCCGUGGACACAGUAUGCAAUUUACGUGAAGGCUUUUACCCUGACCACAAUGGACAGCCACCACAUCCAUGGAGCCAAGAGCAAGAUUGUGUACAUACGCACAGAUGCUGCAGUUCCUUCCAUUCCUUUGGAUGUGAUCUCUGCCUCCAACUCCUCAUCUCAGCUUAUCGUAAAGUGGAAGCCUCCAUCUCUUCCAAAUGGGAACUUGUCCUACUACAUUGUGCGCUGGCAGCAACAGCCCCAGGAUAGUUACCUUUACCAGCAUAACUACUGCUCCAAAGAUAAGGUCCCCAUACGCAAGUACUCCAAUGGGACCAUUGACACAGAAGAAGUGGCUGAGCCCACAAAGCCGGAGGCAAAUAGCGGAGAAAAGGGGCCUUGCUGUGCCUGUCCCAAAACCGAGGCAGAGAAAAAAGCGGAGAAGGAUGAGGCAGAGUUCAGAAAACACUUUGAAAACUUCCUGCACAAUUCCAUCUUCGUCCCGAGGCCUGACCGCAGGCGCCGGGAUGUGUUUGCCAUCGCUAACACAACAAUGGCUGGUCCAGGCAAAGAUAUCACCACGCAGGAUUUCUCCAACGCGUCUGACUCUGAAAGCGAUGAUGUCGAGUAUCCGUUUUUUGAGACAAAGGUGGAUCACCACCGCGACAAGACGGUCAUCUCAGGCCUGCAGCCUUUUACUCUGUACCGCAUCGACAUCCACAGCUGUAACCACGAGGCAGAAAGGCUCGGCUGCAGUGCUUCCAACUUUGUGUUUGCCAGAACUAUGCCAGCAGCUGGGGCUGAUGACAUCCCUGGACCAGUCACCUGGGAAGGAGGAGAGGAUGGCGCCGUUAUCCUGAAAUGGCCUGAGCCGGUGAAACCCAACGGGUUGAUUCUCAUGUAUGAGAUAGAGUACCGACAUCCAACAGAGACCUAUAAAAAAUGUGUAUCCAGACAGGAAUAUCGCAGCAUGGAAGGCACCAAGCUGACACGUCUCACUCCAGGCAAUUAUUCUGCACAAGUACAAGCCAUAUCUCUGUCUGGGAACGGCUCGUGGACAGAAGUGGUGUCAUUCUACGUGCAAGCAAGAGCUCCAGACAACGAUAACCUCCUUCAAUUGAUGGUUGCUAUUCCAGUCAUCUUGGUUUUGCUGUUUGUGGUCUUUAUCGUCAUCUUCUGUUUUGUUAGCAAGAAAAGGAAUAGUGAUCGGCUUGGAAAUGGAGUGUUAUACGCGUCUGUGAACCCAGAGUAUUUCAGUGCAGCAGAGAUGUAUGUACCCGAUGAGUGGGAAGUUCCCAGAGAAAAGAUUACAAUGAAUCGGGAGCUGGGACAGGGGUCGUUUGGCAUGGUGUAUGAGGGUAUUGCAAAAGGAGUGGUGAAGGAUGAGGCAGAGACAAGGGUGGCUAUAAAGACUGUCAACGAAGCUGCCAGCAUGCGUGAGCGGAUAGAGUUCCUGAAUGAGGCUUCAGUCAUGAAGGAGUUCAACUGUCACCACGUGGUACGUUUAUUAGGUGUUGUGUCACAAGGUCAGCCAACGCUUGUCAUCAUGGAGCUAAUGACUCGUGGAGAUCUCAAAAGCUACCUGAGGUCAUUAAGGCCAGACACAGAGGGUAACUCCGGACAGCACCCGCCUUCCCUGAAGAAGAUGAUUCAGAUGGCAGGAGAGAUUGCAGACGGCAUGGCAUAUCUCAAUGCAAAUAAGUUUGUUCAUAGAGACUUGGCUGCCAGGAAUUGUAUGGUCGCUGAGGACUUUGCAGUGAAAAUUGGGGAUUUUGGUAUGACUCGUGAUAUCUACGAGACAGAUUAUUAUAGAAAGGGGGGUAAAGGACUACUUCCUGUACGCUGGAUGUCUCCGGAAUCUCUCAAGGACGGUGUUUUUACCACCCACUCAGACGUCUGGUCUUUCGGGGUGGUAUUAUGGGAGAUUGCCACACUGGCGGAGCAGCCUUACCAGGGCAUGUCCAAUGAACAGGUUCUCCGGUUUGUUAUGGAAGGUGGUCUUCUGGAAAAACCCGAUAACUGCCCAGAUAUGCUGUUUGAGUUGAUGCGCAUGUGCUGGCAGUACAACCCUAAGAUGAGACCCUCAUUCCUGGAGAUCAUCAGCAGCAUAAAAGAUGAACUUGAACCAAGCUUCAGAGAAGUGUCUUUCUUCUACAGUGAAGAGAACAAACCUCCGGACACAGAGGAGUUAGACCUGGAGACAGAGAACAUGGAGAGCAUUCCUUUGGAUCCAUCGUGUACCAUGCAGACAUCUGAACACCAUGUAGGACACAAGGCUGAAAAUGGCCCAGGUGUAGUUGUCCUUAGAGCAAGUUUUGAUGAAAGGCAACCUUAUGCGCACAUGAAUGGCGGACGCAAAAAUGAGAGGGCAUUGCCUCUUCCCCAGUCCUCGGCUUGCUGAUCCUGGCUGGGGGUCUGACAGACACUUGUGGAAAUACACACUGCCUUGUGUUCCUUGUGGUCACAGGAGGAUCCCUCCUUAUCAGUGCAAACACUAAUUCUUUCUGUUUUUGGGAUUAGCUGCGGACUUCUCAUUAUUUGGCACUGGUGUUCUUUUUACUGAAGGAAUCUGUGCGUCAGACCAGUGCCCAAUCUUCCUCUGCGUGUCACUGUACACGUGCAUCUGAUCAUUCAUUACUUUUGGCGGGAAACACACCCCUGGAUCCGUGUUUGGACCUGAUAGUCCUCCUCUCCUGCUCACACACACAAUUUUUUUUCUCUUUAUAAGAAGACAAGUUUAACAAAGCUACAAAAAGUCCCAGUGAAAAUAAGUUUAUAUAAAAAAAUUCUGCCAAAUAGAUUUACCUGCAUAUCACACUGUAUGUUCAUGUUAGUAACUUAAUCAUACUAGGGAAGUCACCUCUAAAAGCCAGGCAAUACUUUUGUGUGUGUGAGUGUGUGAUGAGGUAGGAAAUGGGAUAAAACAUCUUUAUAUUUGUAAGACAAACAAUUCUGGAGAAAACUGGCAAAAUACAACAAGACAAAAUGCAGAAAGGGCUUUCACAGUGAAAUGUGCUUUUUUUUUUUUUUUCUUCAGGGGAAAAUUAGAGGAGAUGAUUAAAAACCACAGAGAACAGAAUGCAAUAUUGGUUUAACCUUAUCCGGCUUUUUUUUGCCCCCUUUUUUAUGCCCUUAUUAAAGCCAGAGGGUUAAUCAAUAGUUGGAAUUGUGAAAUGCUGUUUCUGUGCUGGAUUGUUCUAGAGCUUCGGACCUUCCUGCAUAUACGUUUGUGGUCUCUGAAUUUAUUUGUACGCCUCACAAUUACUCCUCGCCCUUGAGGAAGUUGGACAUUUUCUCUCUAAGACUUUGUAGAAGGUCCUUACAGUUCAAUGUGAGACCAGAGCACCAUUUGCAAACACAUUGUAUUUUGUGUCUUUUAUAUCUUUUUUAUGGUUCAGAUAUUCAUCUAUGUCUGUACAGAAAAGGCUGCUAUUUUUUCUUUUUUUUUUUUUUAUUUAAUCUAUAGAAGAAGAAGAAAGUCUCUUCAGGUUUACCCUUCCAUCUCUACAUGUCUCCAUGUUUCUCCAUCCACUUCUACAUAGGGCUUCUCCGGAAGGCGACCAAACGCAGGAAACUUCUGUUGACUUAAAAUGGAAGGUUUUGGACGAUUGCGUUGUGAUCUGCUGCUUUAAAAACAAGUUUAGCCCUCAAAAACCUUCUGCUCAUUAUCAGUGUGUCUACUCACAUCCCAUAUCCCUCACGGAAGGACUUCUAGUAGUAUUAGCCAUGAACCUGUAUAAUGCCUUUUUAUAAAUGCAUUUUUAUUUUUCAUUUUUGGGGGGUAUUCUGUGGUGUCAAUCCCAAUGUCGGGGGUGGGUACUGGGCAGGGUUGGUAACUUUUUGGUACAAUGUAUGAGUUUUGUUCCUUCCUCAUUUUCCUCCACACA
Spea bombifrons (plains spadefoot toad) is the source of this 7015-nucleotide messenger RNA. RefSeq names its product insulin like growth factor 1 receptor (gene IGF1R). The record is from RefSeq and is a predicted model, not a curated record. Gene Ontology annotation, cellular component: axon; insulin receptor complex; membrane. Gene Ontology annotation, molecular function: insulin receptor activity; ATP binding; insulin receptor substrate binding. Gene Ontology annotation, biological process: multicellular organism development; glucose homeostasis; insulin-like growth factor receptor signaling pathway. The transcript is spliced from 21 exons. Bases 1372 to 5529 code for a protein of 1385 amino acids. Lineage: Eukaryota; Metazoa; Chordata; Amphibia; Anura; Pelobatidae.